Bipolaris sorokiniana ND90Pr is the source of this 471-nucleotide messenger RNA. RefSeq lists its product as uncharacterized. Gene Ontology annotation, molecular function: protein binding. The transcript has a single exon. Bases 1 to 471 code for a protein of 156 amino acids. The record is from RefSeq and is a predicted model, not a curated record. Lineage: Eukaryota; Fungi; Ascomycota; Dothideomycetes; Pleosporales; Pleosporaceae.
AUGGCUGGACACCGCUCUUGUAGGCAGCUCAACAAAAGCACCAGCCUAGAGUCGAAAAGUAAAGACUAUGAUCAAGAGCAACUGUUAGUAGCAGCAAAGUACGGAGACGAAGAAAUAGUCAAACUACUACUGAGAAAGGAUGAAGCCGACGUCAACUUCAAGGAUAUGAAUGGCCGGACGCCGCUGUUAUGGGCAGCAUUUGGAGGUCAUCUCACUAUAUUCGAGUGUCUGCUUCAAAAGAAGGCUGACGUGAAUGCAACAGCAGCAGGAGACCGUCUUAGUAUCUUCGAGGAAGUGUUUCAAGCGAAGGCUGAUGUUAACAUAGCAGCAGUAAGAUAUAGUGGUGGGAGAACAGCACUGCAGGCAGCCGCAGAACGAGGACAUCUCGCUGUAUUCGAGGGGCUGCUUAAGAGAAGGCUGGUGUUAAUGCAGCAGCAACAGCAGAACGUGGUAGAGCAGCACUGUAGGUAG